Messenger RNA from Pieris napi, 3534 nucleotides. Its product is annotated as presequence protease, mitochondrial. Gene Ontology annotation, molecular function: metal ion binding. Gene Ontology annotation, cellular component: mitochondrial matrix. NCBI's taxonomy places the organism in Eukaryota, Metazoa, Arthropoda, Insecta, Lepidoptera, Pieridae. The record is from RefSeq and is a predicted model, not a curated record. Bases 208 to 3273 code for a protein of 1021 amino acids. The transcript is spliced from 2 exons. Gene Ontology annotation, biological process: protein processing.
UCAUGUGUCAACUAUUAUUUGCGGCUUUCCUCCGGCAAGAGGGCAAGAGGUUAAAAAAUAAAAAUUAUUAUUAAUCAAGAAAAACCGAAGAAAAGACUUUUGACUGUGGAAAAGUUGUUAGUAAUAUAUUAUAGGAUUUGAGAAAACUCCAAUCUGUUAUAACAUUUAAAAAUCUUUUGUCGUAAUUGGCGAAACGAAGUAAUAAAAAUGUAUUCAAGAAUUGGAUGUUUGUCAAGCAGGCUUCAUAGAAAAUUUAGCCCUUCUAGUCAUAAAAAAUAUAGUAGUGGAAUUCUGAAUAAGAAAGAAAAUACUUCUAAAGGUAUAUUACCUGGCAAACUUUACCAUGGCUUUAUUUGUAUGGAUAUGGAAACAAUAAAAGAAUAUAACAUGACUGCAUAUCUCUUGACUCAUGAGAAAACUAAGACUGAGUACCUGCAUUUAGAGAGAGAUGAUGCCAACAAUGUGUUUUCGGUUGGCUUCAGAACUACACCUCAAGACUCAAUGGGUACACCUCAUAUUUUAGAACAUACAGUUUUAUGUGGUUCGGAAAAGUAUCCUGUCAGAGACCCUUUCUUCAAAAUGCUAAACAGAUCUCUUGCUACAUUUAUGAAUGCUUUAACAGGGCCAGAUUAUACAUUUUAUCCAUUCUCCUCUCAAAAUGAAAUAGAUUACAGAAAUUUGCAAAAGGUAUAUUUAGAUGCUGUGUUUAAACCAAACUUAGAAAGAUUAGACUUUUUACAAGAAGGUUGGAGAUUUGAGCAUGAAAAGUUAGAAGAUAAAUCAUCACCAUUGUUGUUUAAGGGUGUUGUCUAUAAUGAAAUGAAAGGAGCAUUUUCAGAGACCAGUUCAUUAUUUGGACAAAAGUUUUUAAAUUCAAUACUUCCCAAAGGUACAUACGGUAAUGUCUCAGGAGGAGAUCCGUUAUGCAUUCCCAAAUUGACACAUUCUCAUUUGAAAAAUUUCCAUGCUACUUAUUAUCAUCCAAGCAAUGCAAGAAUUUAUUCAUAUGGUAAUUUUCCAUUGGAACAUAAUUUGAAAUUUUUGAAUGAAAAUUAUUUAAGUAAGUGUGAGUACUUGGAUCCUAACAAUACCAUUGUUAAUCCUCAAGAAAGAUGGAGAAUGAGUCAGAGAACAAAUAUUUCUUGUAGAGUAGACGAGUAUGGUGGACCUAUUGAGAAACAAAAUCAAAUUGCAAUUGGUUAUGUAAUGUCAGACAUUACAAAUGUAUAUGAAACAUUUAUGAUGACAGCUCUUGCUGAAUUGAUGGUAAUAGGACCAAAUUCGGCAUUUUACAAAAGUCUAAUUGAAAAAAAUAUAUCUGGAGGUUAUAAUGCUCUUACUGGUUAUGAUAAUCAAAUUAGAGAUACUUUAUUUGUUGUUGGAUUAAAAGAUGUUGAGAGAACUAAUUUUGAACUCAUAGAGAAGCUUACAAAUGAAACAAUCGAAGAUAUUCAUAAAAAGGGAUUUGAGAGAGAACACAUUGAAAGUGUUCUACAUGGUUUUGAGCUGUCUAUUAAACAUCAAUCACCCAAAUUUGGUCUUAAUGUACUUUUUAACCUAAUGCCUCUUUGGAAUCAUAAUGGUCCUAUUUUAAAAGCACUAAAAGUGAAUGAGUUGUUAGACCAAUUGAAGGCAAACCUACUGGAUUCGCAAUAUGUUAAAGAUGUAAUUGAAAAAUAUUUUAUACUUAAUAACCAUAAAUUAAUAAUGACUAUGCAACCCGAUUCUAAGUUUGAUGAUAUCUUUAAUGAAGCAGAAUCAAAAUUACUUGAGUUUAAAAUAAAACAACUCACUAGUGAUGAAAAGGAACAAAUAUUUAGAGAUGGAAUGGAAUUAUCAAGAUCACAAAAGAAAAUUGAAAAUCUUGAUAUCCUGCCAUGCUUAAAAUUAGAUGAAAUAAUGUUAAGUAAGACAGCACCAACUUUGAAACAUACAGUAUCUGGAACAAUUCCUUUGCAACUGUGUGAAGCAAACACUAAUGGAGUUACGUAUUUCAAAGGAGUUCUAGGAACUGAUAAUUUAAAUGCAACUCAAAAACCCCUAUUGCCAUUCUUUACCUAUGUUAUUGAUAAGUUUGAUACUAAGUCCUUCAACUACAGAGACUUUGAUAAGUAUGUUAGUAAAUCAACAUCUGGGUUAAGCUUCACUACACAUGUAACAGAACAUAUUGAUUUAGAAGAACAAUAUGAACAAGGAGUGCUUAUUAGUAGUCAUUGCCUCGACAAUAAUUUGUCAAAAAUGAUGAAUAUUUGGUCUGAAAUUUUCAAAAAACCUAAAUUUGAAAACAGUGAAAGAAUGAAAAUGUUACUGACAAACUACUGCUCAUCUCUAACCAAUGGAAUUAUAGAUAAUGGUCAUGUCUAUGCCAUGCAGGCUGCUCGCUCGUUAGUUUCAUCCGUAGAUCAAUGUAAGGAGGGUCUUCUUGGUAUCAAACAUGUCAUGAAUAUGCAAGAGCUGCAGAAAAGCCUUAAAAUUGAGGAGAUACAAACCAUUGUUGAUGAUAUAGGCAAAAAUAUUUUAGUAGGUGGAAAUUUAAGAGCAGCCAUCCACUAUUCAAAAGAUAAUAACAAUAUUCACAAAGAAAUAGAUAGAUUCUGUGUGAAACUUUGUGAAAAUCAAGAGUGUAAAGAUGUUAAUAGGAUUAACUUUACAGAUUCGCAAACUCUACCAAAGGAAAACCAAGGUCUUCAUGUAUCAAUGAACAUUCCAGUUAAUUAUUGUGCAAAAGUCAUUCCAACAGUUCCUUACACGCAUGCUGAUUAUCCGAAAUUAAGAGUACUUUCUCGAUUUCUAACCUCCAAAUAUCUCCAUCCAAUAGUGCGUGAGCAGAAUGGUGCUUAUGGAGGAGGUGCUAUGUUGACAAUAGAUGGUAUUUUCAACUUCUACUCAUAUAGAGACCCGAAUUCACGUGUAACAAUGGAUGUGUAUGAUGAUACCACUGAUUGGAUGGCAAAAAAUGAAAGUUUGGUGGACGACCAAAACUUAUUUGAGGCAAAAUUGUCAAUUUUACAACAAAUGGACGCACCCGUCGCUGAAUACAUGAAAGGAAUAGAACUAUUUUUGUACGGUAUGUCAUAUGACAUAUGGAAGACACAGAGGGAGAGAGUUUUAGCUGUAAAGAGAGAAGAUAUACUAGAUGUCUGUCAAAAGUAUUUGACACCAGACAAGUGGGCGGGAAAAUGCGUGAUUGGGGAAGGUGCAUCACAGCAAAUUUGCAAAAGCAACGAAUCCUGGCAGAAAAUUAGCGGACCGCAAGAGAAAGAGAGUUGUUAGGCUUUUUAAGGGCUUGUCAUACAGGUCUGGUACAAUCGGAACUGAAUGUAUUGUUUAAGGUUUAUUGGAUAAAAAUUAAUACUAUUCUGUUCCUUAAAAACUCUGCACUAUUAUGUAGGUACUGAUAUGUGAAGACCAUAUUUAUAAAAAGCAAAGGUCCUUAAGAAGUCGAUACGCACUCAACUCUAUAAAUGUUAUAUAUGUGUGCCCUGUGGUCUCAUAAAAAACGUCUUUGUUAUAAAAAUAUAUUAUUAGUUAAAA